GUGUGUCAGAGGGGGAGAGAGAGAAAGAAAGAGAGGGAGGAACAGAGACAGAGGGAGAGUGAGGAGCAAAGAAGAAGUGAGAGAAGCAAAAGAGAGAGAAACAGAGAGAGAAACGAAGAGAGAGAGAGAGAGGACGAGGGGGAGAGAAAGAGAGAGAGAGUGAGGCAAGGAGAGAAGAGACGUCUUGAGAGUUUAAGAGAGAAAAGAGAGAGAGAACGCAGCUCGUGCAUAAAGGGCAGGAACAACACUACAGGACCAUGAGGGCUGGGUUUAGAUCCUAUGUCCUUCUCCUGCUGCUGCUGUGUCCACUGCUGCUGGCCCAGCGAGCCCCCCAGAGAGGCCGCCCGAGGAAGCCCCCCCGCCCCGCCGCCACGCGCAAACCCUCACCACGACCACCAGUGCCCCCUGUGAUCUCGGAGGUAGAGCCAGCCGAGCCUACGGAUUUCCCGCCCCCCAUCCUGAACCCGCCCUCCCCCUACUCCAACUGCCCCCGUGAGUGUGACUGUAACCCCCUGUACCCCCACGCCCUCUACUGUGAGAACAGGAACCUGCGGCGUGUACCACAAAUACCCCCCGACACACACUACCUGUACCUCCGGAACAACUACAUCGACGAGGUCACCGCUGACCCCUUCAAGAACGCCACAGAGCUGAAGUGGGUGGACCUGGCCAACAACAGACUGAGACAUAUAGACAGCGAGGUGUUUAAGAAGAUCCCUAACCUGCUCUACCUGUAUAUGGACCGUAACAACCUGAAGGAGAUCCCCAGUGAGAUGCCCGAGGGACUGGAGCAGCUACGCAUCAGCCACAACCAGAUCUCCAAGAUCCCCGCCGGGGCAUUCAAUAAGAUAUACCACACGUCCGUCUGCUCCAGAGUUUCCAGAAUACACAGUAUGCAUGCCUCCAAAAACCUUAGGAAGUCUGAGCUGGGUUGUGCUGGUCCAAAUGGUGCCAGGCUGGGUUGA
Molecule: messenger RNA, 965 nt
Organism: Engraulis encrasicolus (European anchovy)
Lineage: Eukaryota; Metazoa; Chordata; Actinopteri; Clupeiformes; Engraulidae
Product: prolargin-like
Exons: 6
Coding region: 258-965 (235 amino acids)
Molecular function (GO): protein binding
Source: RefSeq, a predicted model, not a curated record